Phytophthora nicotianae INRA-310 is the source of this 183-nucleotide messenger RNA. RefSeq lists its product as hypothetical. Lineage: Eukaryota; Oomycota; Peronosporomycetes; Peronosporales; Peronosporaceae. Bases 1 to 183 code for a protein of 60 amino acids. The record is from RefSeq and is a predicted model, not a curated record. The transcript has a single exon.
AUGAACGCUGCCCGCACCAAGAGCAAAGCAAAUAGGGACGGCAAGCGACGGAAACUGCUGUCCUCAACAGGGAUUAUCUUUAAUGGAGUCGGCGAGAGGUCUGGAACUGGUAGUUGCGUGCGUGGCGAUGGUGUGGGCGAGAUCGUGAUGCUGUGUCCCAAAUACACAAGUAAGAAGCAAUGA